AUGCGUUUAGCAAAUAUUUUUCUCUGUAAACGAGUGCGAGCGAUUGGCACAAGUGAUGGAGAGUCCGACAGUGACGGUGAGGGUCGAAUCGGUCGUAAACGUGCCGCUGACUCUCGCGAGGCUGCGGUAGCUGAACCACCGAUUCCACGUCGACCCGUUGACCUCAUCGUACUCGGCGUGAAUUACAAGACAACAGACGAAGGAUUCAAGUCCUACUUUGAAGCUUUUGGUACAGUCGUGUUUGCUGAGAUCAAACGAACACCAGAAGGCUCAUCAAAAGGUUUUGGAUUUGUGCAAAUGAGUACAGUAGAAGAGCAGGAUAAGGUGCUUGCGACAGCCAAUCACAUGCUUGAUGGUCGUCGAUGCGAUGUGCGAAUUCCCGAUCAAAGGCACGACGCUCAUGGAAACACUCCCGGUGGGAGUCGAACUGUUGUACCACCGAAGACAUUAGUGAACAAGGUGUUUGUUGGCAGACUGUCGGAAAAGAUUGAGGAGCAAACACUACGGGAUUUUUUCGAUAAAGAAGCUAAACAGAUUGUCGAAUCGGCUUCGGUGACAGAUGUGUUCAUACCUCGUCCAUUUCGUGGUUUUGCAUUCAUAACGUUCACACAUUCUGAAGUCGCUGAUCGGUUGUGCAAAGCGAAUAACUUUGUGAUAGAUGGCACUUCGGUGAGUGUGACGUUGGCUGUUCCACGUGAGGACCCACAUCAAAGCGCCAGCGGAUACUUCAAUGAUUUUGGUUUUCCAUAUGGAUACGGAAAGGGAGGAGCAGGAUUUGGUGGAGCACCUGGAAUGCCACCAAAUCAUAGCCCGUUCCCUGGAAGGGAUGUGUUCGGAUAUAGUCCUCCACCUGGUGUAUACGGCCGUCCAGGAUACGAUGGUUGGGUUCCACCGCCCUCUCUCCAAGGCACUCCACGAUCAAGCCGUAACGGACCAGCACACGAACAACCAUGGUAUCGAAUUAUCCGCUAG
Strongylus vulgaris is the source of this 972-nucleotide messenger RNA. NCBI's taxonomy places the organism in Eukaryota, Metazoa, Nematoda, Chromadorea, Rhabditida, Strongylidae. The record is from the annotation of a GenBank genome assembly.